Messenger RNA from Elaeis guineensis (African oil palm), 1063 nucleotides. The record is from RefSeq and is a predicted model, not a curated record. Lineage: Eukaryota; Viridiplantae; Streptophyta; Magnoliopsida; Arecales; Arecaceae.
AUCUUCUCCUUCCCGAUCCUUUUUUUCUUUCUCCGCCAGCGAGAGACCCUCUCCCCUUCCGCCGCGACGCGAUGAUGGGAGUGAGGCGAACAGCGCGUCCUUAAAGGCCCUUCCUCCCCCUGUGGGCCUCCUUGAAGCGCCUCUUUUGACCUCCCAAAAAAAAAUCCCUUCUUCUUCCCCCCUUCCUCCGCCGACCUCAAAAGAUUCCCACAACCCUAAAUUCUCCCGCUCCCCCCUUCUGCUCCUCGCCGAGAUCUCGCGAGAUCCGCUGCGUCCUCCUCCAGAUUCCACCCAUUUGAGAUCGGCUAGGUUUUUUGGUUCAUGUUCUGCGAUGUCGUCCAUCCUGCCGAAGAAUGAGACCGUCCAGAUCCGGGAGGUGUGGAACGAUAACGUCGACGCGGAGUUCGCUCUAAUUCGCGAGAUUGUUGAUGAUUUCCCGUAUGUUGCCAUGGACACUGAGUUCCCGGCCAUCGUCGCCCGCCCCCUCGGCAACUUCAAGACGAGCUCCGACUUCAACUACGCCACCCUCAAGUUCAACGUCGACAUGCUGAAGCUGAUCCAGCUGGGGCUCACCUUCUCGGACGAGUCCGGCAACCUCCCUACCUGCGGCACCGGCCACGGCUGUGUUUGGCAGUUCAACUUCCGGGAGUUUGACGUCCACCAUGAUAUAUUUGCAUCCGACUCCAUCGAGCUCCUCCGCCAGAGUGGCAUCGAUUUCAAGAAGAACAAAUGAUAUCCACCCAACAAAUGAUAUCAGAUAUCCACCCAACAAAUGAUAUCAGAGCGAGGCGGUACAAUGAUGCAGAUUGCAGCGGUGGUGAGCAAAACUGAAGAUGGAGAAGACAUGAUCAAUCAAGAUAGAGAUCAAUAAGUUUGAUGGUAAAAGCAAUUUCUUCUUGUGGCAGACAAAGGUGAAGGACGUGCUCAUCCAAUAAGGGUUGAUCGAUGCUCUCUUGUGAAAUGAGAAGCCAACCACCAUGGAGGUGUAGGAUUGAAAAUGACUACAGAUGCAGGCGGUGAGUACCAUCCGCAUGUACCUGACGGAUGAGAUGGUGAUCCAUGU